UUCGUGACACGACUUAAAAUUUGUAUUAACUGCUACAUUACCAUCUCAAAAAACCCAUGAAAUGAAAGUAAUUCAAUAGUACACAGCACAGUACUACGUAUACACUACUUGUCCAUUUUGGAGGCCUACAAGGAAGGAUACGAAUGAAAUGAUGAUCUGGUUCUGGUGUGUGUGAGAUCUAGCUAGGGCAGGGUGUGGGUGCCCCAUAAAAGUUGGGACAAUUAUAUCGAAAAUGCGAAGCAGAGGUGUGGGCAUGGCUGUCUUCGUCACUUCCCAUGAAAAGGGAACGAUGUGCAUAUAUACUUAUGCGUGAAAAAAACACAUGCAAAGUGCUGCCACAUCUCGUGAUCGCGGCGUGACUCCAUUGAUGCACCCUUCCACCUUCGCCUGACACACCACACAUGCAUCUCCAUUCUCCACCACCAUAUAUUACUGCAUCUAUGUGCCCUUAGCUAGCUUCUUUCAUUCAUUCUUUCCAUGUGCGAUGAAUGCAGAUCCUUGAAAAGGAAGGGAUUGGAGGGCUCUCAUAAUGACUCUUGUGGCCCAUGAUACUUAUAUAGGCAAAUUUUGAGUUCUUUAUAUAACUGCUAGUUAGACACACAGGUUUCUCAUUGAGGUGCCUUCCAACUGUCUUGCGAAAGGGACCAAAUAAGCAAACGCAACCCUCCCAGCAGACAUAAACGUUUUAGCAACUUAGUGAAAAUGAUCGAUGGCGACGACGAUGUUCUGUAUUUUGUACAUGCAUGCAUGUUUGUUUUGUUUAGAGAAAUCCGUUUCUCUAUCAAUAGCUGUCACCUACGUACUCACCUUUAAUUGAACAGGUUAAGUAAGUAUUUAGUGAUCGAGUUGAAGUAUAAGAUGUGUUUAAUAUUUGUUUGAUUGUUAAGUGGGUUGUAAUAUUUUCUGUUCAUAAUUAAUCGUUUAAUUAGUUCAGCUCGUGAAUAUAUAUAUAUGCUUGAUAAGUCGGUAAAAUUCUAUCUGUGAGGCCUGGCCAACGAAGAAGUGAUUAUCUGGCGAGAUAAGGCAGCUUAUUUUUUACUAGAAUAUCUCGACUUAGCUGGUUAAUGUUCCACCUUUGCAAUACCUGAUCGCUUAUGGAAAUAAGAUCCAACCCACGUUUGGAAGCAGUCUCAUCAGUCAUCAAACAUUCAAACCGUUUAUUUCAGUUGAAUUGGAUUGGUGGGCAGUGAAGGGCCCAGUCUUGUUCGAACUGAAUUAACACUAGCAGGCCUUCAAGAAGCAGGGCCCAUGAAAAACUCGGUUUUGGUUUAUAGAAUCGAUCGCUUGGUAAGGCCCAUGCGACAUCGAGUAACCCAAGAAUAUUAAAUGGGCCUGUUCUCCUGGAAGUCCAAAAAGAAGCCCAGAUUAAAGUUGUUUCAACCCGAGGACCCGUUUCGGUAGUCUUUUGACUCUUUCGGUCUUUCCCGGUUUCCCCUAUCAGGAUUCUACAAUUCCCCGCAUUCAACGAAGACUUUUCAUUACCGUUUUCUCGCCGGCUGCUUCUGGUUCGGUGGAAAAGACAUGGCAGCUCAAUCUCUAACUACCAAUCUCCAGUCGGUCCACCAAUCCAAUCUCCAAAAAUCCAAGCUCCAAUCUCCAGUAAUCCAGUCUCUCAAACCCUAUACCCUAACGAACCCUUCAUGGCUAGGCAAUUUUCAGCCAAUCGCCGGGAUCUCUCUGCAAUCCUUAAACUCCAGAACCCGCCGCGGCUCUUCCCUCCAACCCGUUUGCGCUACCGUUUCCAGUCUCCCAACUGCGAAGCCAGAGAGGUUUGCCUCGGGUGAUAAAGUUCCCCAGUGGUCAUGGAGGGCGAUAAAGGCGUUUGCUUUGGCUGCAUUGGAGGCAAGGAAGCUGAAAUGCCCUAAAACUGGGACUGAGGCUCUUUUAAUGGGUGUCAUGAUCGAAGGAACCAGUGUCGCUGCGAAGUAUUUGUGGGGAAAUGGUAUUACGCUCUUCAAAGUGCGUGAUGAGAUCACGAAGUUGCGUGGGAAGCCUGACUUCUAUUACUUCCCUCCCGAACAACCUCCAGUGACUGAAGAUGCUCAAAGAGCACUUGAUUGGGCCGUUGACCAUAAAAUAAAAUCUGGCAUCAGUGGGGAAAUAACAACGAGUGAUGUGCUUCUCGGCAUUUGGUCAGAAACUGAUUCCCCGGGCCACAAGAUCUUGGCUACACUGGGUUUUGAUGACGAGAAAGCGAAAGAGCUGGAUUCUAAAAGUGCUGGACCUGGGUUAUUAGAGGGAUGACAGCAAAAUUUAUCAUCCUGAUUAUUGUUGUUGCUCUUCAUAAUCAGGAAUGCAACAGCUCAUGUAUCAUAACUUAUUGCUCAUGAUAGAAUUCAUAAACAGCAUGCAAUUCUUGCUCACU
Linum trigynum is the source of this 2365-nucleotide messenger RNA. Lineage: Eukaryota; Viridiplantae; Streptophyta; Magnoliopsida; Malpighiales; Linaceae. The record is from the annotation of a GenBank genome assembly.